Messenger RNA from Hyaena hyaena (striped hyena), 1170 nucleotides. RefSeq names its product serpin family B member 3 (gene SERPINB3). Gene Ontology annotation, molecular function: serine-type endopeptidase inhibitor activity. Gene Ontology annotation, biological process: negative regulation of endopeptidase activity. The record is from RefSeq and is a predicted model, not a curated record. The transcript has 7 exons. NCBI's taxonomy places the organism in Eukaryota, Metazoa, Chordata, Mammalia, Carnivora, Hyaenidae. The coding region runs from base 1 to 1170 and encodes 389 amino acids.
AUGAAUUCACUCAGUGAAGCAAACACCCACUUCGCAUGGGAUCUGUUCCAACAGUUCAAAAUAGCAAAGAAGGAUGACAACAUCUUCUACUCCCCUCUCUCCAUCUCAGCAGCAUUAGCCAUGACCCAUUUAGGAGCCAAAGGAAACACUGCCCUCCAAAUUGAGAAGGUCUUUCACUUUAACGAAGCCACAAAGAACACGCAAGGAGCAACUACGACAGAUCAUGUUGAAAAGUUGGGAGAUAUGCACCACCAAUUUCAAAAGCUUCUGACUGAAUUAAAGAAACCCACUGAUGCAUAUGAACUGAACAUUGUCAACAAGUUCUAUGGAGACAAUAAGUACCCGUUUCUUCAAGAAUAUCUGGAUAAUGUUAAGAAAUUUUACCUAGCCAGUGCGGAAUCUGUUGAUUUCAAAAACGCUGCAGAAGAAAGUCGUAAGAAGAUUAAUUCCUGGGUGGAGAGCCAAACUAAUGGAAAAAUCAAGGAUAUGCUUCCCCAAAGAAGUCUUGAUGCUACUGUUCUGGUUCUGGUGAAUGCAGUCUAUUUCAGAGGCCAGUGGGACAAGAGAUUUGAUAAAAAAUAUACAGUGGAGGAAAAAUUUUGGCUAAACAAGGAGACAAGCAAACCCGUGCAGAUGAUGAAACAGUCCGUGGUCUUUAAUUACACCUCACUGGAGGAGGUGCAGGCCCAGGUUUUGGAAAUGCCAUACAAAGGCAAGGAUCUAAGCAUGAUCUUGCUGCUGCCAAAUGAAGUGGAUGGUCUGCAGAAGCUUGAAGAUCAACUCACCGCUGAGAAACUAACAGAGUGGACGAGCUCACAGAAUAUGAGCGAGAGCCUGGUGGAUUUAUAUUUACCCCGGUUCAAGGUGGAAGAGGGCUAUGACCUCAGGGGCGCGCUGAUGUCCCUGGGGAUGGUGGAUGCCUUCAGUGGACAGAAAGCCAACUUCUUGGGCAUGACAAGAAAACUGGAUCUCGUGGUGUCUAAAGUCCUACACAAGUCCUUUGUAGAGGUGACUGAAGAAGGCACCGAGGCCACAGCCUCUACAGUCGUAACUGUUGGGUUAACAUCACCACCAAUUCGCCGUUUUCAUUGUGAUCACCCCUUCCUGUUCUUCAUCAAGCACAAUAAGACCAACAGCAUCCUCUUCCUGGGCAGAGUCUCCUCUCCUUAG